AUGGGUCUGCUCCAGACAUGUAUAGCCUCACUCGUGGCGGCUUCAUGGUGGGAGAUCUUUCUUCUUUUCCUGCUGGCACCCACUUCACUGGCUCUCUAUCGUGUCUUUCUGUCGCCACUGUCACACAUUCCUGGGCCUCGUUUUGCUUGGGUCUCGUCCCUAUUUCUCUACACUGUCUGCUAUCUGGGCGUAGAGGGCCGUGUGCUCAUGUACUAUCAUAGAAAGUAUCGCACACAGGUACUUCGAAUCGGGCCAAAUGCCGUUUCAUUAUCCGACCCUGAAGCCCUUCACACAGUCUAUGUUGCAGAUGGAGGUUUACCCAAAGAUCCCCGCUACAGCAACUUUCGAGUCGAAGGCUGCGACACCAUAUUCUCCACCCUCGACCCACUGUAUCGUGAUGUGCGAGCUAAGGCAGUCCUUCCACUCUUUGUACCUAGCCGACUGCGCGCUUCGGCAGAGAAUGACGGCAUAAUCGCAGAAUUAGUGAAAAAGUUUAUCGACAUCUUGAAAACGGAGAAGGAUAUAGCCCACCAACAGCGAGCCCAUGGCGAAGGCACAAGAAAGGUCGACGUUCUGGAUCUUACAUCAAAGCUAUCCAUCGAUGUUCUGACCAAAUUUCUCUUCAAGAAAGUCUACGGGGGGCUAGAUGAGCACUUGAGCGCUCCUGAACCGACAUCAGGCGCAAUGGCAAUCGGAAAGGGACAUAAACUUUCCGCAACGCCCUUCGUUCUGGCAAUUGUUGCCUUCGGCCGGUUCUCACUCUUCCCAAACUGGCUCUUCCGCAUGGUCUUCUCCCUCCUGGUGGGUCCCACUUUGUCCAAGCCCGAAGUCGCGGCGUCGUUGAAUCGUAUUUCUGAAUAUACGGCUGGGAUUAUGGACCAGUAUACCGUCGCCGACGCAUCUUCUGAACGAUUUGAUAGAGAUACAUACCAAUUUCGACUCCUCUCCGCAGGCAUAUCAUAUUCAGAGACACUUAUUCAAUGCAAAGCUGCCAUGUUCGCAGGUGCAGAUUCAACCGCAGUCAUGCUUUCAACUAUUCUCUUUCAUCUCAUCCAACGUCCAGACGUGCUGCAGAGGCUGAAAAGCGAAAUCAACCAGCACCCGCUUAAUGUUGGUGACCAAACAUUGCCAUAUUUGCGGGCCGUCAUUCGAGAGGGUCUUCGACUGGGGAUGGCAAAUCCAGCACGUCUGACCCGGAUUGUAUCCCCGGAGGGCGCAGGGCUCACCGUCAGUGGAGUCUAUCUGCCACCGGGUACGAUCGUGGGUGCAGCUGCAUAUGUGUUCCACCACAAUCCGGACAUUUUCCCGGGGCCGUUUGAAUUCCGUCCCGAGAGAUGGAUGCCGGGGCAUGUGGAAGGACAACAGGACGAACAAGCAAGGCGGAUCAUGGAUAAAGCGACAUUUCCUUUUGGCCUCGGGUCGCGAGCAUGCAUUGGUCGAAACCUGGCAAUGCAACAGCUAUUUGCCACGGUAAGCGCUGUUGCAAAGAGUGGGGUGCUGGAAGGCGCAACGACGUGCACCGAGAAGAUCGAGCUGGUUGAAUGGUUCAAUGCAGAGAUCAAAGGUCAUCACCUUGAUAUACAGUGGCUGUGA
Molecule: messenger RNA, 1593 nt
Organism: Penicillium vulpinum
Lineage: Eukaryota; Fungi; Ascomycota; Eurotiomycetes; Eurotiales; Aspergillaceae
Product: cytochrome P450
Exons: 1
Coding region: 1-1593 (530 amino acids)
Molecular function (GO): oxidoreductase activity, acting on paired donors, with incorporation or reduction of molecular oxygen; iron ion binding; heme binding
Source: RefSeq, a predicted model, not a curated record